Mixia osmundae IAM 14324 is the source of this 1353-nucleotide messenger RNA. RefSeq lists its product as uncharacterized. Lineage: Eukaryota; Fungi; Basidiomycota; Mixiomycetes; Mixiales; Mixiaceae. The transcript has a single exon. Bases 1 to 1353 code for a protein of 450 amino acids. The record is from RefSeq and is a predicted model, not a curated record. Gene Ontology annotation, molecular function: 2 iron, 2 sulfur cluster binding.
AUGUCAGUGCAGAUCAGCCUCGGCAAGGUCACCGAACUCGGCAAGCGUCGCUAUGUCUUGACCUUUCGAUCGUAUACCAAUCCGAGCCUCUACCUCGAGCUCGUCCUCUUUCAACUCUCAUCAGAAACGAGUCAGCCGCAAUACUACGCCAUGGAGUCGACCUGCCCCCAUGCAGGCGCACCCCUGGAGCAUGCAGAGAUCGAACUCGAUCUCGAUCACGGCAUCGAAGACGGUCCCAUCCUCGUCUGUCCGUUCCACUCGUACGACUUCAAUCUCCUUUCCGGCGAAUCAUCUACAGGCCUCAAAGCCUGCACGUAUGCCGUCACGGAGCAAGAUGGCUAUGUUCUCCUGGAGAUGCCCGAACAAGACGAUUACCGCUUGCUGAGUAUGCGCGCCGUCAGCGAACGACAGGGUCAAUCGGAGCCCGUCCUCGCCAUCGACCAAGACGAUCCAGACGUGCCCAGCGAGAGCUCCAGUCUGCUCGAUUGGGUCGUCAUGACCCUCAAUACUGCCUCGCCAACGCUCAAAGUAGCACGAACACGCGAAACGAUCAGACUGUAUCGCGCGGGCAAGCUGAAGAGGAUAGGCAGCGCCACUCCACCCGAUCAACCGCCACGGCCGACAACUUACACCGUCGUCGAUCCGGGCAAGAUAAAAUCACGCAAGACGAAUUCUGCCGUGUCACGCAUCAAGCUGCUCCAUGCUCUGGCUUCCAUCGAGCAAUGGGCAAUCGACUUGGCACUCGAUAUCGUAGCUAGGUUUCCGAUGUACAAUGGCAAGCCGAUGCCAGCCGCUUUCUUUGCAGACUUUCUCAAGGUGGCAGAAGACGAAGCAAAGCAUUUCAGCCUGCUCUGUGAAAGGCUAGAAGCGAUGGGGACGCACUACGGCACGCUGCCCAUCCAUGCUGCACUUUGGCAGUCCGCACAAGAAACCUCGCACGACCUCAUCAGCCGAAUCUGUAUCAUCCAUCUCGUUCACGAAGCCAGAGGGUUGGAUGUCAAUCCGACACAGAUCGCCAAGGUCGCAGCGAGUGGCGACGAAGAGACAGCAGAAGUCUUGCGGACGAUCCACAAUGACGAGGUCACCCAUGUUGCCACGGGUCAUCGCUGGCUAACCUGGAUCUGUUCCCAUGCCGAUCCGCCCAUGGAUCCCGUGCAGGUCUUCCGGGGCAAGGUCAAGGAACACUUUUGGGGCAAGCUCAAGGCGCCUUUCAACGCCGAAGAUAGAGCGACAGCCGGUCUCAGUCCUCAGUACUACGAGAGUCUGGAAGGCAAAGGCAACCCUGCGACUUCGCUCAGCCAGGCAGCGGCUGCGAAGCCUCUCGUCGAUGUCAGCCUAGAAGGGUCAGCAUGA